Molecule: messenger RNA, 980 nt
Organism: Dermacentor andersoni
Lineage: Eukaryota; Metazoa; Arthropoda; Arachnida; Ixodida; Ixodidae
Source: RefSeq, a predicted model, not a curated record
GAUUUUUUCCGCGCGGACAAGUUGGCCGCUUUGGCCGCAGCCAAUCAGAACCCGACCCGGCGGAAGCGCUGGUGAACGAAUGUAAACAUCCCGCCGAUCAGAAUGCAAAUGGCGUCCACCAUGUCGGAGUCAACUGUGUUCUCCGUGGAACUGCUGCUGGACGUCAUCAAACAGUACCCGGUCCUGUACGACAAAAGUCAUCCAAGGUACAAGAAAGCGGAUUAUAAGAAAGAUAUAUGGAAGAAGAUUUCGCAGGAUUUGGGUGUGACUGAUGGAAUUUGCCAAGCCAAAUUCAAAAACUUGAAGGAUAACUUCACAAAAACUAAAGCUAAAAUAAGGGACAAGAUGAAAAGUGGGGCCGCAGCGAAAGAUGUGCCCACAGUUAAAUGGAAGCACUUUGAGGCACUGAUCCCAAUCAUGGAAAAAGUGUACGAGGAGCCCAUCAUUUGCAGCAACAUUGCCUUUGAGCAGACAGGAGGAUCAGACAAGUCUGCCGAAAGUGGCAGCAGAAGCCAGGAAGACUCCCAACUUGAACUUUCAUUGAAUGAGAUCCAUGAGGUCGGGUGGGUGGAUUUCGAGGCAGGCAGCAGCUCUCAUGAAACUCCCAGCAGUGACACCUCUGAAACGCCACAACAGACAGAUGCACAGGAACUGGAAGUGGAGGCUCCAAAUAGAAGUGCAUCAAGGCCACGAAAGUAUCGAAGGACUUCAAGAAGCCAGAAGACUCCAUGCGACGAUGACUCUGGUACACUGGCCGUGGCAGCUGAGUGUCUUAGCCACAUAAAGGCAUCACAAGAAAAAAGGGAGCAGCAGAAAGACGUACUGCACCAUUUUGCGCAUACCAUGGUUGGUAUGCUACGCACUUUACCUGCAGAUGACCAAUUUGACAUCAUGCACUCUGUGCACAACCUAGUGUACGAUAAAAUCAAGGAGGUCAGAAGACGGGGAAAUCCAAAUGAAUAAAUUGUAGUUUAAUAGUA